Stylonychia lemnae is the source of this 675-nucleotide messenger RNA. The record is from the annotation of a GenBank genome assembly. Lineage: Eukaryota; Ciliophora; Spirotrichea; Sporadotrichida; Oxytrichidae.
AUGUCUUACGAUAAUAUUUUGACUUUAUCACUGUAGGAUCACAUUGAAGGUGUAGCAGGAAUUUUUCCAAUUCAUGGAGGCAUACUAGAUCUGUGCGGAGACCCUAAAGAAGAGGAGCUGCUUAUUGGAAUCGAUAAUGAAACUGGCUAUGCUAGGCUUUUGAAAGUUUUUCUCUAAUUGAAUAAACCAUUUAAGUACAAAUCUCUUAAGUGGGUUCAUGCAGGAGCUACAAACCUUCGCUAUCAAAAAUUAAAAUAGGAGGAUUUCCACUUAACUUUUUUGAACCCUCCUUUCUCUUCAUAGAUUUCGAAAUCAAAGAUGCCUAAAAUUCAUGAACUGAUGAGUUUUGGGUAUCAAGGUGUGAUCGCAAAUGCCAGAAAGUCUUGGAUGGAGGAUGAGUAAAACUAACAGAUAAUACAAUACUUCAAGCAAAUAUAUUUUUUGACAGUCAAUAAAAUGAAAUCGGAUGCCGCCAGGACCAAGUAAGAAUUAAUGGAUUUCUAUCAGGUAACUGACAAGCAAGCAUAUGAAAUAUUUUAAAGAUUGUGGGAAUCAGAUGGGCUUAGUCUUAGUGAGAAAUUUGAUGAGAAGGCAUUGAAAGAUACAGAAGCAAUAUUUAGUCUAGACACUAAAAUUGAAGUGCCUUAGGAAAGAAAUUGGAUAUAAAAUCUCUGA